CUGCACUGCAUUACUUAUUAAUAGUGUCUGGCCAUAAUAAUUGUCCCGAGGCUCGGUAGUUGGCUGCUACUGCUGCCGCCGCGUCCUUAAAACCCUGAAGAAACCCCCAAUUUCCCGAACCUUCCAUCGGAAAUGGCGUCGUCGGAGCCGGUGGAACCAAUAAAGCCCUACAAGCUAAGGCAAACCCUGUCGGGCCACAAGCGCGCAAUCUCCAGCGUCAAGUUCUCCGACGACGGCAACCUCAUCGCCUCGUCCUCCGCCGACAAGACCGUCCGUAUCUGGUCCACAUCCGGCGCCUCCGUCCUCCAUCAGGAGCUCGAAGGCCACGGCCAGGGCAUCUCUGACCUCGCCUUCUCCUCUGACGCUCGUUUCGUCGCCACCGCCUCGGACGACAAGACCGUCCGCAUCUGGGAUGUGGCUACCGCCUCCCUCAUCAAAACCCUCACCGGCCACACCAAUUAUGUCUUCUGCGUCAACUACAACCCCCAGUCCAACAUGAUCGUCUCCGGCUCGUUCGACGAGACGGUCAGGAUUUGGGAUGUAAAGACCGGCAAGUGUCUGAAGGUGCUUCCGGCGCAUUCGGAUCCCGUCACGGCCGUCAGUUUCAAUCGCGACGGGUCUCUGAUCGUGUCAAGUAGCUACGACGGGUUGUGCCGGAUAUGGGACGCAUCGACGGGUCAUUGCAUGAAGACGCUUAUUGACGAUGAGAAUCCACCUGUUAGCUUCGUGAAGUUCUCGCCCAACGGGAAGUUCAUUCUUGUUGGCACUUUGGAUAAUACAUUGAGGCUUUGGAAUUUCUCAACGGGUAAAUUUUUGAAGACUUACACAGGUCAUGUGAAUUCGAAGUACUGCAUUUCUUCAACAUUUUCUGUGACAAAUGGCAAGUACAUUGCUAGCGGCUCUGAGGAUAAUUGUGUGUACUUGUGGGAACUCCAGACAAGGAAAAUAGUUCAGAAAUUGGAAGGUCACACUGACACCGUCAUAUCCGUGUCAUGUCAUCCAACCAAAAACAUGAUUGCAUCAGGUGCGCUGGGGAAUGAUAAAACUGUGAAGAUCUGGACUCAAGAGGAAGACUGAUUUUGUCUACUAAAAGAUUCUGCUAGAUGACUGCUUCAGUUUGCAUGGACCCCAAACAAAAUUUAAGGGGAGUGUUCUGUGGGAAAGCCGAUCCAUUUGAUAAUAUGUUUUAUGGUGAAUGUUCUGCUUACUAAUCCAAGCAAUUGCUUGAUGAAAUUCUUCCAUUUAGAUUUAUUUAGUAGCUCCAUUUAAGUUAAUUGCUUUACAGUGUAAUCUUCUAUGUACUAAUCCAAAGCAAUUGCUUGAUGGAAUUUUUGUUCUUUAGAUUCA
Diospyros lotus (date-plum) is the source of this 1347-nucleotide messenger RNA. Its product is annotated as COMPASS-like H3K4 histone methylase component WDR5A. Lineage: Eukaryota; Viridiplantae; Streptophyta; Magnoliopsida; Ericales; Ebenaceae. The coding region runs from base 133 to 1077 and encodes 314 amino acids. The transcript has 2 exons. Gene Ontology annotation, cellular component: Set1C/COMPASS complex. The record is from RefSeq and is a predicted model, not a curated record. Gene Ontology annotation, molecular function: histone binding.